Messenger RNA from Sinocyclocheilus anshuiensis, 2254 nucleotides. RefSeq names its product solute carrier family 2, facilitated glucose transporter member 12. The transcript is spliced from 4 exons. The record is from RefSeq and is a predicted model, not a curated record. Gene Ontology annotation, molecular function: D-glucose transmembrane transporter activity. Gene Ontology annotation, cellular component: membrane. The coding region runs from base 53 to 1738 and encodes 561 amino acids. Gene Ontology annotation, biological process: D-glucose transmembrane transport; circulatory system development. Lineage: Eukaryota; Metazoa; Chordata; Actinopteri; Cypriniformes; Cyprinidae.
UGGUGCAGCGCUGGUGUUGUGUUCUGUAUCUGUGGCCUGCCUGAGUGGGUUGAUGAUGGGCUAUGAGAUGAGUCUGAUAUCAGGAGCAUUGCUUCAACUCAGGGACGUUUUGACUCUCUCCUGCCCGCAGCAAGAGCAAGUUGUUGGCUCUCUUCUGUUUGGAGCCUUACUCCUCUCCCUGGGUGGUGGCACCAUCCUGGACCGUUACGGACGGCAGUUCUCCAUCAUCCUCACGGCGCUGCUGUGUGUGUUGGGCACACUUCUGAGCGUGUGUGUGGUGUCAUUUUGGGCGCUGGUAGUCGGGCGGAUGCUUGUCGGCAUGGCGGUUGCGCUGUCAGGCACAGCGUCAUGUCUUUACGCUGCAGAAGUGGCACCGGCUGCCUGGCGCGGGAGGUGCGUGUGUGUGUAUGAGCUGAUGGUAGUUUUAGGGAUGCUGUUGGGUUUUGGAAUGAGCUGGGCAUUCGCGGGGGUCUCGGAUGGAUGGAGGUUUACGUUUGGUGGUGUUCUGUUCCCUGCUUUGCUGCAAGCAGGCAUCAUGCCGCUUUUGCCGCAGAGUCCGCGCUUUUUGCUGGCCCAGCAGCGUGAGAAAGAGGCUCACGCAACUCUCCUCCGUCUUCGUGCUGGAAUCAAAGGAGUAGACGCAGUGGAGGACGAACUUCAGGCGAUACGCAUGGCAUUGGGGGCAGAGUGCCUGCACGGCUUCCUGGACCUCUUCCGUUCUCGUGACAAUAUGCUUCAGAGACUGCUUGUUGGCGCUGCGCUAGUUUUCUUGCAGCAGGUUACGGGACAGCCCAACAUUUUAGCGUAUGCGUCGACUGUUCUCAGCAGCGUGGGCUUCCAUGGGAAUGAGGCAGCAACUCUUGCAUCCACAGGGUUUGGUGUGGUUAAAGUGGGCGGGACCAUUCCUGCAGUUUUUUUAGUGGACAAAGUGGGGCCUAAAGCCUUACUUUGUGUUGGCGCCAUUGUUAUGACAUUGUCAACAGCAACACUGGGGGCUGUUACUCUGCAAAGCCGCACACAUGUUUCUAGCCUAUGCAGAGGCCCCGUUAAUAAAGCAAACCUCACAGAUUUUGGGAUGGGAGAAGAGACUGGUUUCCAGACAAACACUCCACUGGGUUUGUACCAGCCUUCUUACCAUGAACUUCAAAACAAGCACAAAACAAAUGCUUUCCUCACUAGCAUUAAUGACACUAAGAACCAAUGGAUUUUAAACUACACUCCUGAUCAUAGGACAGCAUUAAUGGAACUGGCUGAGGGUUCCGAGACAGACAGUUCCAAAAUUGCACUUCAAUCUCUUCAUGUUAAUGAAGUGUCACCCUCUCUGAAAUGGAUCUCUCUGGUCAGCUUGCUGGUGUAUGUAGCUGGAUUUUCCAUCAGCUUGGGACCAAUGGUUCAUGUGGUUUUGAGUGCGAUCUUCCCGACUGGCAUCCGUGGAAAGGCUGUGUCCGUCAUCUCUGCCUUUAACUGGGCCACAAAUUUGCUCAUAUCGAUGACCUUCCUUACUCUGACAGAGAGGAUCGGCCUGCCCUCGGUGAUCUUCUCCUACGCUGCUAUGAGCUUCGUGUUGGUGGUGUUUGUGAUUGUAUUUGUGCCAGAGACGAAAGGCCGAUCUCUGGAACAGAUCUCUAAGGAGCUUGCCAUGAAGAAUCACCUGAGCAGCAGACUUCUGUUUGACAGAAGAAAACACGAGGCUGCAGCACAGCCCUCACAGGAGGAAAAAGCCCUCGCAACUGUUUGACUUUUUGCCUAGAUGAAGAGUGGAAGAGCACAAGGGUAUUGCAAACGACCGAUUGUUCUUGGUGCCGUCUGGCAACUUACAGGACAGACAAACCUGUGACUGCACUUUUCAAAGUAUUGAAGACAUAUAACUGAUUGAUGUUGUCAUGGCUAUAAUUUAGCUUAAUAAACCUUCCCAUGGCAUGAUGGGUCAGAAAAGAGUUUAUAUGUCAAUCUGAUAUAUUUGUAUUCUUUUUUUAAAUGCAUUUUACAAGUAGUUUUGGUACUGAUUGAGAUUUAUAUGGAGAAUGUACAGCUUACUGGUAUGAAACACUUUGGAAAUUGUGCAAUCAUGACCAUAAUCAUGCCAUGACAAGUCAAAGCCAAGUUCUGUGUCAGUGUUUGUGUGCUGAGCACUACUAUAGACAACACCUGAAGGUGUCUCUCUGGCAGGAGAUGCCAUCAUGUAAUCAGGUUAACUGCAAAUCGGCAUGUUAUGUAAUAUUACAAACUGAAAGUUUGUUCAUUCAAAAAUAUA